Molecule: messenger RNA, 933 nt
Organism: Trypanosoma grayi
Lineage: Eukaryota; Euglenozoa; Kinetoplastea; Trypanosomatida; Trypanosomatidae
Exons: 1
Coding region: 1-933 (310 amino acids)
Source: RefSeq, a predicted model, not a curated record
AUGCGGCAGACCUUGCUGCUGCGGUACAAGAUGCCGAAGAACAUGGGCGUGGCGCCGCGAUUCGACACGUGGAACGAGCCGUACGAGCCGUGGCAGCACAUGAAGCGCAUGGCGCGGCUGGUCGGCACCGGCUUCUACAUCCCGCCCGAGUGGUACAGCCACUUCCGCAUGUUCCCGCCCAUCAACCACAACUUCCAGCAGGAGAAGACGCUCAACCCGCACAACGCGAGUGAGCCGACCCAGGAUGACACGGACACACUCAGCCGCGAGCGGGUCGCGCUGCGCGAUGAGUUGGCGCGAAAGAGUCGGCUCGUUGCAUCGGAGGGGAUGCGGUACUACAACAUCUUCUGGGUGCGGAAGCCUCUCGACCGGAUGGAGAAGGAGUACUACGAGCUCAAGCGCAGGGGCGUUGAGCACAGCGUGGCCAUCAAGAAGGUCCUGCAAGGCUUCUACGACGACCUCUCCGUGAAGCGGCGUGUGGCGGCAGUGCAGGCGGAGGAGGCAAAACUUUCUGGCCGCUUCAUCACGAUGCGUGAGGCAACGGUAGUGAUGGGUGUGCUCGCGCAGCUGCACCGUGAGCAGCUCACCCCGCACCAGGUGACACUUCUUGCGCGGGAGCAGCAGCAGGCAACGGAGAGGGAGAGUGGACUCACUGCAUCGGUUUUGCGCGUGAAUAGUACUCCGGCCGAAGGAAGUGGUGGUGGUGCUGGUGGAGAGGCAACAUCCAACGCUGAUGAGGCGCUCUCGGCAGAUGCGCUGGCGGAAAUGCUCUCUGUUGAUCACACAGCUGGGGGUGGCGGGGCGCAGUAUCAGGUGGAGAUUAAGCAGAGUUCAAGCGAUAGUGUGAGACAGAUGCAGGAGCGGGCCACCGAUCGCACAGGAUCCCCUGCGUGGUACACGGGUGCAUCACCCACGUACAACAGCAACGAGUAG